Messenger RNA from Schistosoma mattheei, 1702 nucleotides. The record is from the annotation of a GenBank genome assembly. Lineage: Eukaryota; Metazoa; Platyhelminthes; Trematoda; Strigeidida; Schistosomatidae.
UAAACCAAUCAGCUUGUACUUAGGAGUCUGAGUCAUUUUAGACCAGUGAUAACGAUGUCGGAUAAAGGUUAUUGGUCAGUGUGGCUUUCGCAUUGCAUAGCAGACUAGCACGGAAAGUAUUUACGUAUUUGCAAGUAUACGCUCAGGCAGAUAUUCACGUGGAAUAUGGGUGGGAGAUCAGGCAAGUUCGUGGUACCUCAUACAGCAGAGAAGACCGAAGACAGUCUUCGUAAACCUGAUGCUGUUGAGCAAGUUAAAGCGUUGGAUAGCGAGCAGUCAGUUCAACACACAGAUGAUGUUAAGCUCGAAAAUGGUCACAAAGAGAGGUGUUCUCCGGAAGAAGAAAACCAUGAACAGGCAAACGGUGAUGUGACGAAGUCAGACGUCCCACAGAAUGAAGAUGCAAAACGGACCAAGAAAGGAAACCCGAUAUCACGAAUUUUACGACGUAUAUCCAGAAAAGGCUCUAAUCUUAAAAAACACUCUGUCGACAACACUUGUGAAAAACCCGAGGAUACUAAUAAUGACGAAAAACAAGAAGUUACCACAACUGAAGCACAAUCUCCUGAGUGCACAGCAAAUAGUAAUGUGGAUCCCACUUCAGAUAGUCCUGUCCUACUAGUUGCAGACAACCUAGUUCAAGAUGUUAUCAUUUCUGCCACUCAAACUCGUUUGGAAGAAAUGCAAGUCUGUGAAGUGAGACCGUAUGAAGAAAAUUAUAGUCACACUGAGACAAAAAAUAAUACUCAAGAAUCACUCUCCGAGGUAGAAAUUUCACAUGUCAGUUCUUGUGUCAAUGAAUCUUAUGUAAAUGGUGAACCUGUAAAUGAAAGUAUAGACAAAUCUGAAGAUGUUCUGGUAAAUGGUGUUCAUGCACAUGAAGAAGUGAGUGGUGUGGAUUGCAACAAUGCCAAUGGAUAUGUUGAUGAUAACGUAAUCCAGUCUAAGCUAGCAAAUCUGGAACUGAUUAACGGACAUUCUGAAGUUAAUGGAUUUCAUUAUGAAACAAAAAACUCAGUGAUGGUAUCUAAUGAUUACUAAGAGCAUGACAAUGUUUACAUCUAUUUUGUUAAGCAACUUUACAGUUCAUCUUACAAGUCAAAUAUUUUUCACCCCUCUGUAAUAAAAUUGAUUGUCUUUUUCUUUUGGAUAUUGUCUUACUAAUUGUUUUCUACAUGCAUCCGGACGUUCCGGUCAUAUCACAUAAUAAUACUAGUGGUAUUCAUCAACAAAGCGAUCAAUGUAUGCUACAUACACACGUUUAGUACAAACAAUUGUAUUCAGUUAAUUUCUUUCUUUACUGAACUGUUACUAAAAUUCUGUUCAAAUAUCUUACCUUUUAUCCUCACUAUAUCUGUAAAUCUGUAUCCAGGAUUAAAACAAUGGUUUCAAAUGAAUGCUUACAUUUCAUAAUUGUUAAUAUCGACGAGUUUCCUACUUGGUUUUACUUUACAUAACUCUUCUCCAAAUUUGCUUUUGACUGCUUUUAGAGACCUCUUGUAUUUGGAUAUGACUUUAUUUUUUGGCUUUUCAAAAAUCAUGUUUUAAUAAUACGAUCUGGUCAAAUAUAUAAUCAUAAAGUUUUCAUCGACAAUCUUAUGUCCAACUUUCUUUUAGGAAAUCAUUGCCCUAUUUCAUUCAAAAUAAUGUCACAUUGAUUUAACCAUUAUUAUUGAUUUUAAAUGUACGAAAUAUUUUAAAA